Elgaria multicarinata webbii is the source of this 2263-nucleotide messenger RNA. RefSeq names its product ectonucleoside triphosphate diphosphohydrolase 3 (gene ENTPD3). Bases 586 to 2205 code for a protein of 539 amino acids. Gene Ontology annotation, molecular function: hydrolase activity. NCBI's taxonomy places the organism in Eukaryota, Metazoa, Chordata, Lepidosauria, Squamata, Anguidae. The record is from RefSeq and is a predicted model, not a curated record. The transcript is spliced from 11 exons. Gene Ontology annotation, cellular component: plasma membrane.
AAACAAAACAAAAACCUCCCUGCAAAUAGAAAACUAGCAGAGCAGAGAACAUUUCUCCCUGAUAGGUUAAUGUUCUACAUGAGGGCACUACCACUUCUGAAUGUCCCUCCACAUGGCAUCUUCCACCUGUAGUCUGAAGAGCUGCAGUCCAUUUGACCACCUGAGCUUUCUACCACCACAUUGGGAGCAUGAUUGGACCAGGGCUCAUUCAUUUCUGGCUGAGAGUCCCAUUUGGAUGAUGUUACACUGUGAUUUGGACACUCCAAGGGCCAUGCCUCUCUCCUCUGCUUCAAAGGAUUUGUAAAGUGCUCACUGCUUCCCCCCCACCCCCCACUGCUUCCCCAGAAAGCUGUUUGUGAUCCCUAAGCUCUUUGUAGGCCCAAAAACGUUUUGAAGCCAACAGCUAUCUCUUGUUAUGUGUCUUGUUUGUAAUAAGUGAAUCUCAUGUUGGAUGUGUAUUUCUCCUGCUGUACAGUUUGAACAAAAAGAGAUGUUUACUGCGUUGUCUCGGCAGCCCUGUGAACAAACAGCCAACAUUUCUCCUCAGGGAGAGUUUCGCUCAUAGACUCCACCGUCUGGCUUUGAAUGGCGCAAUGCAGCUCCUUCAAAGAUUGCCUCACUUGCGGGCAGAAAGUCCCCAUCCCUGAUGGACACAAAAAAAGUUUCCGAGUGCUGUACAAAAUGCCAGUUAUUGUCACCUUCAUCUUUCUGCUUUUAAGCAUUGCAAUUAUUCUGACUAUUACUCUUGUCCAGGUGAAUCAGAAAGAGGUCCUUUCUCCAGGUCUGAAGUAUGGAAUAGUACUUGAUGCCGGAUCAUCUCGAACGACAGCCUAUGUAUAUGAAUGGCCAGCAGAAAAAGAAAAUGAUACAGGAGUAGUGAGUCAGACCUUCAAGUGCAAUGUGAAAGGUCCUGGGAUAUCCAGCUAUGGAAAUAACCCUCAAGAAAUUGCUAAGCCCAUCAAUGAUUGUAUGGAUAAAGUCAAGGAGAAAAUUCCUUUUCACUUACACAGAAAUACAUCUGUCUACCUGGGAGCCACAGCUGGCAUGAGACUUCUGAGGUUGCAAAAUGAAUCAGCAGCCAGUGAAGUCCUUGACAGCAUUCAUAACUACUUCACAUCCCAGCCCUUUGCAUUUAGGGGUGCUAAAAUCAUAACUGGGCAAGAUGAAGGGGUGUAUGGAUGGAUUACAGCCAACUAUUUAAUGGGCAAUUUCUUGGAGAAAAAUAUUUGGAGUGCCUGGGUCCAUCCCCAUGGAGCAGAGACUACAGGGGCACUUGAUUUAGGAGGGGCCUCAACCCAAAUAUCCUUCAUCCCGGAGCAAAGUGCCAAAACAUCUAACAGCACACGACAGGUUCAGCUGUAUGGUUAUCCAUACAGUGUGUACACCCAUAGCUUUCAGUGUUAUGGGAGAGAUGAAGCGGAGAAAAAACUAUUAGCGUCAAUACUACAGAAUUCAAGCGAUAAAUCCAGGAUUGAAAAUCCUUGCUAUCCUCAGAAUUAUGAAACUGUUUUAACAAUGAAACAUUUGUUUGGAAGCCUCUGCACAGCAACUUUAAGACCAGAGAACUACAACCCAAGCCAGCCUGUAAAUGUCAUCGGAACUGGAGAUCCAGGUCUCUGUAGGGAGGCAGUGUCUGUAUUAUUUGAUUUUACGUCUUGCAGAGACAGGGAAGACUGUUCAUUUAAUGGAACCUAUCAGCCAAAAGUUAAAGGGAACUUUGUGGCCUUUUCUGGAUUUUACUACACAGUCAAUGCUUUGAAUUUAACCACACAGUUUUCACUGGCUGAUUUUAAUUCAAGCAUGUGGAGUUUCUGCUCACAGAAUUGGAACCAGCUUCCAUUUGUGCUACCCAAAUUUGAGGAAACGUACGCAAGAUCUUACUGCUUUUCAGCAAACUACAUCUAUUACCUUCUUGUACAUGGGUAUAAGUUUAAUGCAGAGAAUUGGCCUCAGAUACACUUUCAGAAGGAAGUUGGUAACAGCAGCAUAGCCUGGUCACUAGGCUACAUGCUUAAUCUCACCAACAUGAUUCCAGCAGAGAGCGGCAAGAUCUGGUCCCCUAUGAAUCCCUCUCUGUUUGCUGGACUCCUUUUCUUCUUCACAGCAGUGGCAUUACUCUGUCUAAUCUUCCUUGUGUACUCAUGUGUUGUGUCACGCAUGCGAAAGAACGCCUGUCAUGUUGAACAUGUAUUUGCUGCAGAAUAAAACAAGGUCAUAAUGGAGGUCUGAACUUGCGCUAACUCUUAAAUUUCGCUUUUUAAAA